Messenger RNA from Diorhabda carinulata, 559 nucleotides. RefSeq names its product barrier-to-autointegration factor (gene baf). Gene Ontology annotation, molecular function: DNA binding. The transcript is spliced from 2 exons. NCBI's taxonomy places the organism in Eukaryota, Metazoa, Arthropoda, Insecta, Coleoptera, Chrysomelidae. Bases 99 to 371 code for a protein of 90 amino acids. The record is from RefSeq and is a predicted model, not a curated record.
GUUAAUAUGACGUAACUGUCAAAUUUGAAGUCGGUGUGAAAAAGUUUUAGCGUUUGAUUUGUGAUUUCAACAAACGGAAAUUUCAAACAAUAAGAAAAAUGUCUAGUACAUCGCAAAAACACCGUAAUUUUGUCGCCGAACCAAUGGGUGAAAAAUCGGUAACAGAAUUAGCAGGAAUUGGUGGAGUCCUCGGAGAACGCUUAGUGGCAGCCGGAUUUGACAAAGCUUAUGUUGUACUUGGACAAUUUCUGGUUUUAAAGAAAAAUCAAGAACUUUUUAAGGAAUGGAUGAAAGACACCUGUUCGGCUAAUUCGAAGCAAUCAUCAGACUGUUGGCAGUGUCUUAACGAUUGGUGUGAAGAAUUUUUGUAAUUAUUUUAUAUAUUUUUAGCCUCAAUUUAAUUUUAUAUUUAUUACCUUUAAGCAUAUGUAUGUAUUAAUAAGAUUCAAAUUUAAAAUGUAAAUAAGCUACAAAUCAGGUUUAAAUAUUUUAUUAUAUAUCAAUUGUACAUACAAUUUUUGGUGGUUUCAAAACAGAAUAAAUAAUUUUUGUAUUGUCG